This is a messenger RNA of Hirsutella rhossiliensis, 2295 nucleotides long. Its product is annotated as glycoprotein X. The record is from RefSeq and is a predicted model, not a curated record. Bases 1 to 2295 code for a protein of 764 amino acids. Lineage: Eukaryota; Fungi; Ascomycota; Sordariomycetes; Hypocreales; Ophiocordycipitaceae. The transcript has 10 exons.
AUGCUGCACGUCGACGUUGCUCGCCACCACGUAUCACGCCUCAGCACGACUUUCUACGAGACCGAAACGGUCACUAUCGCAGUCACCCAGCAUGACGUUUCCACCAAACUUGAGUAUGAGCCAGACCUUGUCACGGGAACCACCGCUUCAACUUUUGAGACGCCGUAUCCAGUGACUGUUACCACCACCAAGAAUUGUGUGCCGAAACCUGUCGACGGUGCUCGCCCGACGCCAGUAGAAAGUGCAGGCUACGGCUACGGGCCUCCGGACGUCGGCGACGACCAGUAUUGUGACACGAUAACAGCCACGGAGUGGAAGACAGUCACGGCUACUAACGCUGUUACGGUCGUGCAGCCAUCGGUCGUCACAGAGACGGUGCUCGUGCCAACUGUCUCGGUGGUGCCAACUACAAUCGAGGACACACGGACGGUCACCGUCACUGCGCCAGGGGAGGCGACGACCAUUACGCUCCCGGGAGAGAUAUAUACAUUGCCUGAGAAGACGGUAGUUCUCCCCGGGUCGAUAACGGUAUCGACUCUGACCAGAGAGAUUCCGGCUACCACAAUCACCGUGACCGAAGAUGGACAGACUUUUAUAACCACACUUCCAGGGAGCACGGUCACUCUGCCAGGAGAGACCAUCAACCUCCCGGGAGAGACGAGGACCCUCCCAGCGGAGACUGUGGUCCUGCCCGGCUCUACAAGCGUUUCGACUCUCACAAAAGAGCUCCCAGGCACUACGGUCACCGUGGUCGAGGGCGGCACAACUUUCACAGUCUCUCUUCCCACCCAAGUGCUCCCGGGCGAGACGAUUACAGUAACUCAGAACGGCAGGACCUUUACCACUUCGCUGCCUGGACAGACAGUGAUAAACACCGUUACCGACCAACUCCCAGGAGAAACAAUCACGGUGCUUCCGGGCCAGACCAUAACGGUGACUCAGGGCGGCAGCACGCUCGUGAGAACGCUCCCGGGAGAGACGGUUGUAUCAACCGUAACAGAGGAGCUUCCAGGCCAGACGGUCACGGUCACGCAAGGCGGAUCCACCUUCACCACCUCGCUCCCAGGUCGAACAGUCACGUUGACUGAGAGCGGCAAGACGUUGACGACGACGCUCCCGGGCAAGACGUUGACGUUGACCCAGGGCGGCACAACUAUCAGGACCACGCUUUCUGGCGCAACCGCCGUCAUCCCGACUACUGUUGUCUUGGCUCCUAGCAGCGUCCCCGCUCCAGCGGGAACCACAGUGACAAAGACGGUGCAAGACAUUUCAGUCUGCCCUUCGCCGACCGGCAGCUCGGCCCCGCUCUCGCCUGACUCGGACCUGACCUUCGGCUGCAAGCCGGGAUACGUCUGCAGCCCGCCCAAGCCGGACGGCUGCAAUGUCUGGCCGGGCCCACCAUCGGACGACUUUCUGUGCAGCCCCCAAGACUGCAUCUCUUCGCCACCUAUCCGGAACGUUACCUGGGAAGAUGGUGAAUCUAGCUACUUCCCUCUGUCAGAAGGCUACUUCAACCUAAAUCCAGAGGCCUUUGGCCUGUCCUAUGACAUUUUCACCUUCGAGGUUUAUGAAGAGGUCGAGUACGGCUACACCAGGACAAUCACGACUGGCAACUGGGGGUCUCAGACAAGCCUUUCGGACUGGCCUCGCACAACUGCAACAUCCACUCGGGCCAAGAACGUGUAUCCGCUGCCGCCCAGCUCCCGGCGCGGCCGUCGGGCCCUGCACAGGCUGGGCAAGCGAGCCACCACUCCCCAUGUGUGUUUUGACCAGUGCAACGAUGCCUGGCUGAUUGGCGGAUCUGUGGGAAAAAGUGACAAGCUCUGCAAGAAAGGAUCUUCGUUCCGAAGCGGGUAUGAUGCGUGCGCCGAGUGCGUCACGGCCAACAGCGACGCCAGCAAGAACACGAUCCGUGAGUACGUGGGGCCUGUCUUCAGUCAGUAUUUCAAAUAUUGCUCCGGCCAUGAGGCGACGCCUGUCCGGCUGGCGACGGCGCCGGUCGCGGAGAGCGUCGUCACUGCUCAGCCAUUGGUGAAGAUAAGCAGCCAGGCGGAGACGAGCCAGGCCAGCUUUGUCCCGAUGGAGUCGUUGGCGACCUCGAUAUCGGUUGGAACGAAAAUCCUCCUCGGACGAACGGCGGACCGGCUCGCCAAUGAGAUCCGGGCCCUCUGCAACCGGAACGACGUCCAGGCCGUCGUCGCUGACAAGCGCGAGUGGCAGAGGCGGGAGUGGCAGCGGAAGCGUCAGCAGCGACGGUGGCAGCGACGAAAGCGAUGCAACGGUCACCAGUGCUGA